Messenger RNA from Aquila chrysaetos chrysaetos, 753 nucleotides. RefSeq lists its product as uncharacterized. Bases 1 to 672 code for a protein of 223 amino acids. The transcript has 6 exons. The record is from RefSeq and is a predicted model, not a curated record. Gene Ontology annotation, molecular function: zinc ion binding; UDP-glucose:hexose-1-phosphate uridylyltransferase activity. Gene Ontology annotation, biological process: beta-D-galactose catabolic process via UDP-galactose, Leloir pathway. Lineage: Eukaryota; Metazoa; Chordata; Aves; Accipitriformes; Accipitridae. Gene Ontology annotation, cellular component: cytoplasm.
AUGUGCCGGGACCUGCAGGCAUUGCGGAACACCGCGGGGGCUGGUCCUCAUGUGGAGGGUGUUUUCCAGCAUCGUGCUUCCCAUCCAGAAGUGGAGCAGCGGGCUCCCUGCCCCAGGCACACCACAGCCGGGGCAGCUGGACCUGAACAAGCAGGGUGGAAAGAGCUCAGAGAAACCCCUUACCUGCCAGCCCUGUCUCCUGCUUACCUGAGUGGCCCCCGGUGUCGACGGCUGUCCCAAAGAGCAGCACAUACUCGAGCAGCACCAGCAUGCUCGUUACAACCCGCUGCGGGAUGGCUGGGUGCUGGUGUCGGCCCACUGGGUGAAGUGCCCCUGGCAGGGGCAGCUGGAGAAGCUGCCCCCGAGGAUGUGCCCCUCUGGGACCCCAACAACCCCCUUUGCCCCGGGGCCACCCGGGCCAACGGCAAGAUCUUCGAGAACAAGGGAGUGAUGAUGGGCUGCUCCAACCCAUACCCCCACUGCCAGGUAUGCGCCAGCAGCUUCGUCCCAAAUGAGGUGCGCCUGGAGGACCGGACCCAGCAGCAGCACCUGACCCAGCACAGCAUGCCCAUGCUGCUGGAGUAUGGUGAGCAGGAGGCUCACUGGAAGGCUGCAUCUUCCUGCCUCUGCAGCAUGCUCCUACAACCACUAAAGGGCUCACCCUCCUCCUAGUCCAGUCUUACUGGUGGGGAGUGCUGCCUGCCCCGUGGAGGGGCACAGCCCUCCUGGCCAAUAAAACCUGGAAGCAAAGUG